Molecule: messenger RNA, 1970 nt
Organism: Pogoniulus pusillus (Red-fronted tinkerbird)
Lineage: Eukaryota; Metazoa; Chordata; Aves; Piciformes; Lybiidae
Gene: PLAG1
Product: PLAG1 zinc finger
Exons: 4
Coding region: 307-1812 (501 amino acids)
Biological process (GO): regulation of transcription by RNA polymerase II
Cellular component (GO): nucleus
Molecular function (GO): DNA-binding transcription factor activity, RNA polymerase II-specific; sequence-specific DNA binding
Source: RefSeq, a predicted model, not a curated record
CCCGAAAUAUGGGGAAAAAAUUACAGAAAAAUCGGAGAACACUGUAAAGGGUGGAAACGGGGCGCAGAGGGGAUGCUGAGGCUCCCGCGACCAGUAAAAAUGGGAAGUACUGGAUUCUGGUUUCCUCCAAGAAGAGUCAGCGGAACUGGUUAAGACCAAAAUCUGAGGACUUUAGUGGGCAAACAUCAGUCCCCUUUUGCUUUCUUUUACGACCACAUGAAACUUGAGAAGCCAUCUAAAGCUAAAUCAUUUAGUGGAGUUGGGCAAUUCCCAAGUGUCCAACAAGAAGGCCUGGUUUAGGCUGCGAUGGCCACUGUCAUUCCUGGUGAUUUGUCAGAAGUAAGAGAUACCCAGAAAGUCCCUUCAGGGAAACGUAAGCGUGGUGAAACCAAACCAAGAAAAAACUUUCCUUGCCAACUGUGUGACAAGGCCUUUAACAGUGUUGAGAAAUUAAAGGUUCACUCAUACUCUCACACAGGAGAGAGGCCCUACAAGUGCACACAACAAGACUGCACCAAGGCCUUUGUUUCUAAGUACAAAUUACUAAGGCAUAUGGCUACUCACUCUCCUGAGAAAACCCACAAGUGUAAUUAUUGUGAGAAAAUGUUUCACCGCAAAGACCACCUAAAGAAUCACCUCCAUACACACAAUCCCAACAAAGAGGCCUUUAAGUGUGAAGAAUGUGGAAAGAACUACAACACCAAGCUGGGGUUCAAACGCCACCUGGCCUUGCACGCGGCGACCAGCGGCGACCUCACCUGUAAGGUAUGUUUGCAGACUUUCGAGAGCACGGGCGUGCUGCUGGAGCACCUCAAGACCCACGCGGGCAAGUCGUCGGGUGGGGUGAAGGAGAAAAAGCACCAGUGUGAACACUGUGACCGUCGGUUCUACACCCGCAAGGAUGUCCGCAGACACAUGGUAGUGCACACUGGAAGAAAGGACUUCCUCUGUCAGUACUGUGCACAGAGAUUCGGGCGGAAGGAUCACCUCACGCGCCACAUGAAGAAGAGUCACAACCAAGAACUUUUGAAGGUCAAAACGGAGCCAAUGGACCUUCUAGAUCCCUUUACCUGCAACGUUUCUGUGCCUAUUAAGGAUGAGCUGCUUCCAGUGAUGUCUUUACCUUCCAGUGAACUGACAUCAAAGCCAUUUACAAACACUUUGCAAUUAAAUCUCUACAACACUCAGAUUCAGUCCAUGCAGAGUUCUGCGUCUGCACACCAAAUGGUUGCCACAUCGCUGCCGUUGGGCAUGCCUUGUCCCAUAGACAUGGAGUCUGUCCACCCUUCUCACCAGCUCUCGUUGAAAUACCCGCUCGGUACUACCUCAUACGCAAUUUCUAUGCCUGAAAAAGAACAGCCAUUGAAAGGGGAAAUCGAAAGUUACUUAAUGGAGUUGCAAAGUGGUAUGCCUUCUUCCUCCCAGGAUUCGCAAGCCUCUUCAUCAAAGCUAGGUCUGGACCCGCAAGUCGGGCCGCUAGAUGACGGGUCCGGGGAGGUUUCCCUUUCCAAGGGCUCCGUUCCCAUCAGCGAACCUCUAAACACCCCAUCGUUGGACUUCUCGCAGCUGUUCAACUUCAUCCCUGUCAACGGCCCUCCCUACAACCCUUCCGUGUCGGUGGGGAACCUCGGCAUGAGCUACACGCAGGAGGAGGCACACUCUUCUAUGGCUCAGCUUCCACCGCAAACCCAGGAUCCGCAGGAUCCUAGCAAUAGUAUAGGGCUUGGGUCUCUGCACUCGUUGUCGGCGGCUUUCACGAGCAGUCUAAGCACAACCACCACCCUCCCACGAUUUCAUCAAGCUUUCCAGUAGGAUGUACAAAGCUGGCUUGUUGCUGUCUAUCUGUAGAAAUGCCUUAGGUGACCAUUUUUAACUUAGUGCCUACAAGAAGACAUUAUCACUUUCUCUGCUUUUGUACAGUACCAAUCUCAUGAAGCCAGUAAGAAAUCUAAAUUAACUUUUUAAAAACA